Messenger RNA from Cyprinodon tularosa, 4744 nucleotides. RefSeq names its product myelin associated glycoprotein (gene mag). Bases 424 to 2373 code for a protein of 649 amino acids. Lineage: Eukaryota; Metazoa; Chordata; Actinopteri; Cyprinodontiformes; Cyprinodontidae. The transcript has 13 exons. The record is from RefSeq and is a predicted model, not a curated record.
CAUAAGAGAAGGGGGCUGAUGUCGGUGCUGGGGAGGGCCACUAUUGGGGCUUGGUACAGCGAGUGGCGAGAGCUUCUGCUGGUGUGACUCCUUACUUGUGAGCGUCUAGGGGAGCAUAGCUGGAACCGUGCCUAGAGGAGCUUUGGACUUUCACCGCAGUUACCUACACAGAGUCUGGCAUCUAGAACCCCGAGUGAGACAACCAGCUCGGGGAGAACAAAAGCAGCGUGCAGAAAACAGAAAAGAAGUCUUCAGGGUUGUGAGGCAGCAGGAGCCUGGUGCUGAGGCUGAGAACAAGGGUGUCAAGCUAUCAGGGUGUGAGUAAACACCAUCUAGUGUAACUGUGGACAAGCUGCAGGGAUCCAAUCUGUUUUGAUCUAUCAGUAUUUUAAGAAGUCUAUGGUCCAGUCCUAAGCAGAGACAAUGUGGUGUUUGGAGCGGCUUAUACCUCUGCUGUUGAUCAUCAGCGAUGCCAAUUCUCAGUGGAAUAUUUGGGUACCUCGGGAUAUUUCGGCAAUGGCAAACUCCUGUGUUGUUAUCCCAUGCAGUUUCAUGUACCCACCUGGAAUCAGGCCUGCUCGGGGAGUUCAUGGUAUCUGGUACUUUGGCCAGCCCUAUCCACAACUGUUCCCCCCUGUAGUCUUUAAAUCACUCACAGACGUUGUGCACGAGAGCUUCAAGGGCCGCACAAAGCUUCUGGGUGACCUUAACCAGAGAAACUGCACACUGCUUAUUGGUAAUCUCGGCACAGAGCACUCAGGAAGAUAUUACUUCCGUGCAGACAUUGGUGGAGCCAACAAAUAUUCCUACCCAGACUUCGCUGAGCUCAAAGUCUUAGUUCAGCCCAACAUUGACAUACCAGAAGAGAUUGUCAGUGACAACAGCCUGGAACUGACAUGCUAUGUUCCUGAUAACUGCCCCGACAUGACUCCAGAAAUCCAGUGGAUUUACACUGACUACCUGCCUGAUCCGGAAUUCAGCUCUGAUUUUAUAGAAGAAAGCAACACAGCAGUGCUCUCUAACACCCUUAGAUUCACACCCAGACCUAUGCACAAUAGCCAACUGCUGGGUUGCAGGGUCAUCUACCCAAACACCACACUGGUCUAUGAGAGGAUUAUCUCUUUAGAUGUCAAGUAUCCUCCACGAUCAGUGUGGGUGAAUGUAUCCUCUGAAGUGAUGGAGGGAAGCUCUGUGACGCUGCACUGUGAGGUGGACAGUAACCCUUCUCCUAGGAUCGCCUGGCUGUUUGGAGAGCAGGAGCUGCUGUGGGACACAGCAACAAACAUCUCUCUCUCCCUGGAUGACAUAACGCCUGAACAGGAGGGCGUUUAUACCUGCGUUGGAGACAACAGCUUUGGCAUUAUGAAUACUUCGUUGUACCUGACUGUGAAAUAUCCUCCUCGUGAACCUAUUGUGAAUGAUUCCAUCACAGUAGUUGAAGGCACUUCACUGGCUUUGCACUGCAACACCAUGGGGAACCCAACCCCGACUCUCACAUGGCUGAAGGAUGGGGAGCUGGCAGGCUCCAUCACUGCUGGCCAGCUCUCAGUGCUGGAUAUCCUGGAAGUCACGCCACAGCAAACGGGACAGUAUCGCUGUCUGGUGGAGAAUGAGCAUGGACGAGCCAGUGCUUCCCUCAAUAUCACUGUCGAAUAUGCCCCUGUGUUUCUGGAGGAGUCAAAGUGCACAGUGGUGAGGGAGGGGGUCCAGUGUGUUUGUGUGGCCGUGGGGAACCCUGAACCCACUAUUGAGUUUUACCUACCUGACCUCAACAUCACCAUCAAUGAAACCGAUAAUCGGUUCAACUUCUACACAUACUCAGAUGGUCACACAUCCACUGCUAUGAUCAAGCUGAGGGAGAAAGGUGAGCGGACUGACAACAGCGGGCCGGCUGUAAACGUCCUUUGCAACAUAUAUAACACCUAUGGGAAAGAGAACGUCCUUUUGGAGCUACAACAAGAAAAAAAGUACAUGAUGGCAGUCAUAGUUGGCACCAUUGGAGGAGUCGCGGUCAUUGCCUUCAUCAUCGCAGCAGUGAGAUAUGUUGGUCAAAAUAACAAGAAAGAGAAUGGCAACCCUAGGCAGGAAGUGGUCCUGGAGAACCCAGCUUUGUACUACAGCGCAGUCAAGAAGGACAAACAAAAUCUGAGGAAGAAAGUGCUUAAGACAGAGCUGUUGGGCUCAAAGUUUAACUCCAUUCUAGAGGAGACUACGGGAGAAGACGGGGAUUUUCAACCUGUGGGCUCUAUGGCAGGAAAGGAUAAGCAAGAGCUGAAUUACGCUGCUUUGGAGUUUAUCGGCGCCAGGCCCAGUGGGGGGGCCUCAGGGAGGGGGGAUGACGGCAGCAACUAUACAGAAAUCAAAGCCAAAUGAAUCGCGAUCCUUCCCUGAUCCCUCGGCUAUGCGGGACGCAGCGGCAGCCAAGAGUUCCAUACAUCUUCAACAGAAACUUUAAUUAACUCCUUCACUGGAAAUCUCCCAGAUUAUGGUGACUCACUGUUUCUCAUUUUUCUGCAUCGUUUAUAAUGUUCAACUCGAUGACAGUGGCCUCCCCUUUGAAGCCUCCACGCUUUUUAUACACCACUCUUUUAAAAAACUGUCAGGUUUCCAGGAUGAAGCAAAGUUCACAGAGCAAUAUACGUACAUGUAAUUCAUUAUUUAAAUUACAAGCUUCAGUUCUUUAUUGUUUCUACAUCGUUCGGUGUUGUUUUACCCUUGCAGUUACCCUAUCUCAUCUGUUUCUAUUUAUUCAUCUGAUUACUGUCACUGCGUCUGCUGCCAGUCGAAGCGUCAGGGUAGGGAGUUACUGAAUUUUUUCUUCUGUCUUCUUCAAAUCAACAGAGAGUAAAACAUUUCCCCUCUUUUCUGGUUUGGGUUCCUUAUACUUUAACCACAUAAAUGUAUGGAGGCAUGAUAGAGUUACACUUCUCGAUAUCUUGCCCCAUCAUAACUGUAUUUAAUAUGUUGUGGAACUCAGCAGACAUUGGAAACAGAAAGAUAAAAUGACCCUGAACCCUCUUAUGACAAACUGCCAUUUAUUUACGGUGUUUGCCCCUAAUUUAUACAUGUUUUUACUCACUGUGGCAAGUGCGGGAUGAUUUUUUCCUCUCCCCAAAUGUUUUCUCCCACAUUCUGAAAAACAUAUAAAGAAUAGGUUCUGAAGUAUAUGUGUAAGGGGCCACUGUGUUUUCUCCUCUAGACAAUGUGUGUGUAUGUAUGUGUGUGUGUUGAAUAUGUGCUGAGAGAUCAACUACCUGUGAUUUGUGGGAUAUCUGUUACAGAGAAAAAUGGCUUCUCUUUCUCAUAGGAUUACAUCAAACUUAUGAAUGACAAAAGUAAUGCCAACUUGUCAACUGGUUGUGCUGCUCAAAUACAUUUGAUAAGCCUGUUAUGUAAUAUUAAAGCACACUAAUAAUCUAACUUAAUAAGGAUGUCUUAUUAUAAUCAAUAAAUUGAUGUAUAUUUAUGAAGAAAAUGAUGGCUGUGUGUGUACAAAAUAUCUUGCAUGAGUGUUUGAUAAAUUGAAAGCAGUCUUGCUAUAAAUUUCCCCAGCCAAUCUGGAUAAACACUGUCUUAAUAUAAGCUUAAAUAGUAUUAUUUAAUAUUAAAAUGAACUGUUUAGAUUAGUGUGAGAAAUGAACGGGCAACUUGCACAUGCAGAAGUAAAGAGGCUUUUCGCUUUGACUGAUUUCAGCUGGUUCAGAAAUAUUAAACCCAUACUACAAAUUAUUAUUCAUUGGGUAAUCGGUUCUGUUUUACUAAAUAUGCUGAUAUCAAGUUUCUUCUUUUGAUUUGGAACCCUUAGUAUCAAAUUAGGCCAUAUUAUGACUAUGAAAUUAAACCAAAGUGUAUAAUGACAUGAUUUUACAAAAGAUAUUUUUACAUUUUGAACAUUUGAUAAACUGUGAGAGUGACAGAGUUGCUCAUUCACACAGCUUUACUGUAGCGUUGUGGUUGCAGCACAUCACAAUCCCUGAUGGAGCAUUCUGGAGCAAACUGGCAUCAGUGGCAGCAAUUCCAUCCUGCUGGGUUGGUUUCAUCAUGUAAAGCGAUUACUGUACUGGAAUUAGUGUAAAGCUCUGCAUUGUCACAGAUAUCUAAUGCAGGUCUUAUCUCUCCUCUGUUUUUUUUUUUUUUCUUUUUGCUUACCAAAGCAGUCUCAACAAACACCUAUAACAAACAAUUCAAACUUCCCAUUUGGUGAAUAAUGCACCAGAACAAGGCCAAUUGUACAAAAUAAUUGGUUUAUCUUGCUCUCUGUUAGAAGAGGGCACACCUCCAAAUUGCACCCAUGUCCAGCUAUGCUGGUUGCUAGAACACCAAAGAAAGGUUUUGUUGUUUUUGUUUAGUGUAACAUAUUUCUAUCAGAGUUUCAUGAAAAAGCCCUGGAAUUGUUUUUGAUAAAGAGACACCAAAAGAAGAGGGAGAAAUAAUGAGCAACAGACAACACUGUUUACAAUACAAACUUUUAAAUGUUGCAGCAUAGCUUAUAAACAAAUUUGGACUUCCAGAUAUAGUGUGAUUAGAUCUUAUUGAUGUUAUAAUUACAGACUACUGUAAGUCUUAUGUGUUGUAAUAUAGAAACAAAUUCUAUUACUACACUUCCACAAUAAAAACUAAAAUAAAAGCAUGGAAUUGAAAUAAUUAUAAAAUGUUUUUUUGUCAAAGUGUUCAACGGAUAGAAAACAAAAGUAUAGCAUGCUGGUAAAGGUUCUAAGUCAUCCAGUUCAUAGUCAUUCCAAAA